Messenger RNA from Brenthis ino (lesser marbled fritillary), 2478 nucleotides. The record is from the annotation of a GenBank genome assembly. NCBI's taxonomy places the organism in Eukaryota, Metazoa, Arthropoda, Insecta, Lepidoptera, Nymphalidae.
AUGUUGGAAGAUGUACCCAUACACGGAUGUCGUAGUGAUCUUAAGAGUAAGCCUCCUACGCAUCAAAGGAACCUUAGUUUGGAUUUUAGACAUGUGACAGGCGCAAACGGGCCGCCAGCAGGAUGCGGCCACCAAAGAAACAGAUCAUUGGAUUCCGUUCUUCAACGAAUACCAGAGGACAUGACACCGACUUCACCAGAUGGCGCACCGCUUCGCAUAUCUUGCGAAGCGCCCGCGCCGAGGCUAGCGCUACCACCCGAAGUCCCGACUGGAUCAGAUGAUUCAGGCAUUCAUACUCCUCCUGAUGGGAAUGAUGAGGAUCGACCUCAACCACCUGCUGCAGCCAGAUCGAGAGAAAGUCUCGAUUCUGGAAAUCCAGAAGACACUGAAAAGCCACCUGAUCCACCUGACACAGUUUUAGAAUCAUCAAAUACUUCUGCUAGUGCCACUUCUUCUGAAGCGGCUAAAAAAAAAGACUUUCUCCUACGACUUUUUGAAAGUAAACUAUUUGAUAUGAGUAUGGCGAUUUCAUAUCUUUUUAAUUCUAAAGAACCCGGUGUGCAAACUUACCUAGCCAACAAAUUGUUCUCAUUCCCACACGAAGAUGUAGAUUUCUAUCUCCCACAAUUAGCGACAAUGUAUAUAGAAAUGGGAGAUGUAGCGGAGGUAUUACGACCGUAUUUGGUGUAUAGGUGUAAACAAAGUGCAGAAUUUUCUUUGCGACUGGCAUGGUUAUUGACAGCAUUUUGUGGUGACGCGAAAAAAUCAAGAGCUACGAAGUUAAGAGAUUCUAUUCUUGCCGAGGAAAUCAGGCCAGCAGCGCGCAGAGGUCAUCACAGAUCACAAUCAGACGCCUCGGCUUUAAGGCUAGCCACUCCGUCGGGGCGGCACUUGGGAGACCUCGCAUCGGGUCGGGCUUUCGAUAAUGGCUGUCUUUGUGGCGAGCAAUGUUCCUGCGGAGCACCAAGGCUUGCGCCACAGACACAGUUUCUCAUGUCGCUCACGAAUAUCGGACGUCGUUUAGCCGGUGUGGCGGAUAAGGAGCGGCGAAAUGGCAGGCUCAGGGCCGAGCUCGCUACGUUAGACCUCAAUCUACCAGCUCGAGUAUGGUUACCACUACAUCAAAAACCUCACUACGUUUUGAGGAUACCGCCGCACGCUGCUGCUGUCCUCAAUAGUAAAGAUAAGGCGCCAUACAUAAUGUACGUGGAAGUGUUAGAGACGGACGGACACGAGCCGCUGCCGCCGCGUCUGUUGCCGCCGGCGCCUCCCGCGCCCCACUCGCCACCGAUCAGACAUACGAAGAGUGAAGAGAAUCUCGUACCGGAAUGGCCGGCUUUGUCACUCUAUUCAGCUUUAGACGACGUGGAUGCAGGCGACUGUUGGAGUCACGAUGAUGAUGAACACGCGCCAUACACGCAAUACACGCCUAAAUUGCCCGCCCCAGAUAGCGUGUCGCAGGUGUCGGCUCUAUCGGCGCUGUCCGCGCUGUCGACGUCGUCGUGCGGGUCGCGCGAGUCGGUGGCGGUGGGCGCGGGGGAGGUGCGGCGCCGGCUGGCCGACGCCACGGCCGCGCCGCCGCCCAACGCCUUCAAGCACGACCCGGCCGACCCAUCCGCGCUCGCACUCAAGGAAUCGUGGGAGAGCAAGCUGGCCCGCAUGCGGUCGUCGUCGCCGUACGGCUCGCUGGCGGGCUGGCGGCUGCUCGGCUGCAUCGUGAAGGUGGGCGACGACCUGCGUCAGGAGAUGCUGGCGGCGCAGCUGCUGCGGCGGCUGCGCGCCGUGUGGGAGCUCGAGCGCGUGCCGCUCCGGCUGCGCCCUUAUGAGAUACUCUGUCUCGAUCGUGAGAGUGGACUCAUACAGCCCGUGCUAAACUCAGUGUCACUACAUCAAAUAAAGAAGCAAUCGGGCAAAUCUCUCCGGGCGUGGCUCGAGCUCGAGCACGGCCCGCCCAACAGCGAGGGCUUCCUGCGCGCGCAGAAGAACUUCGUAGAGAGCGCCGCCGCGUACGCCCUCACUAGCUAUCUACUACAGCUAAAAGAUAGACACAAUGGGAACAUUCUAUUGGACAGUGCAGGACAUAUCAUACAUAUUGACUUUGGAUUUAUCUUCUCCAUUUCACCGAAAAAUUUAGGAUUCGAGAGUUCUCCUUUUAAGCUGACGGGCGAGUUCGUGGAGGUGAUGGACGGCGAGAGCUCGGACAUGUUCGCGUACUUCAAGAUCCUCAUCCUGCGCGGCCUCAUCGCCGCGCGCAAGCACUGCGACCAGAUCAUACACAUCGUCGACGUCAUGCGCAUGGGCGGGCAGCUGGCGUGCCUGCGCAGCAGCGGCGCGGUGUCGGCGCUGCGCGCGCGCUUCCACGCCGGCCGCACGGAGCCGCAGCUGCGCGCGCUCGUGGACCGCCUCGUGCGCGACGCGCUGCACUCGCUCUCCACGCGCCUCUACGACAACUACCAGUACUACACCAACGGCAUACUA